AGGAAAGCCUCUCAUUUUGCUCCCUUCCUAUUUCACUUCUCAGCUCUCCUCCUUGAGCAAACUUAUUUUUCCCCUUCACUGUUUCUAUACUCUAAAAGAAAUGGCGGAGGAGAAGAAAGCCUCUGGGGUUUGGCCAAAGGUUAAACCUUUUGUCAAUGGUGGUGCCUCUGGCAUGCUUGCUACCUGUGUCAUCCAACCCAUCGAUAUGAUCAAGGUGAGAAUCCAACUGGGUCAGGGAUCGGCAGGAACUGUCACCAAGAACAUGCUUAAGGAGGAGGGCGUUCGUGCCUUUUACAAGGGGCUGUCUGCUGGACUUCUCAGGCAAGCUACAUACACAACUGCUCGACUGGGAUCAUUCAAGAUGUUGACAAACAAAGCAAUUGAAGCCAAUGAUGGGAAGCCCUUACCACUAUAUCAGAAGGCUUUGUGUGGUCUCACUGCUGGUGCUAUUGGAGCCUGUGUUGGCAGUCCAGCUGAUUUGGCACUUAUCCGAAUGCAGGCUGAUGCCACUUUGCCGGUUGCUCAGCGCCGGAAUUACUCCAAUGCAUUCCAUGCCCUUUAUCGGAUUGUUGCAGAUGAAGGGGUUUUGGCACUCUGGAAAGGUGCAGGCCCUACUGUAGUCAGAGCCAUGGCAUUGAACAUGGGAAUGCUUGCCUCAUACGACCAAAGUGUCGAGUUUUUCAAGGAUAACCUUGGCUUAGGAGAAGCUGCUACUGUGGUUGGUGCAAGUACCAUCUCAGGUUUCUUUGCUUCAGCGUGCAGUUUGCCUUUCGAUUACGUGAAAACACAAAUCCAGAAGAUGCAACCCGAUGCCUCGGGCAAGUAUCCGUACACCGGCUCCUUGGACUGUGCUGUGAAGACCCUCAAGUCUGGGGGUCCAUUCAAAUUUUACACAGGAUUCCCUGUAUAUUGUGUUAGAAUUGCUCCUCACGUCAUGAUGACUUGGAUAUUCCUCAACCAGAUUCAGAAGGCCGAGAAAAAAAUCGGCUUGUAGAAGUGUUGUCGCUUGUCGGAGAUGGGUUGAUUGCAUCGAAUAAAAGCGUUAUUUUUUGGCUUGGUUCUUGCCAAUCAUACAAAUUUUGAAGUGGAUUUCAAAUCAAUGUUGUCUUAUUUUGUUUGUAGGAUGAUUGAAACAGGAGCUUUAGGAUUAUCAUUUCAAAUCAAUGGUGGCUCACAAGGAACUUUUGAUUU
Molecule: messenger RNA, 1191 nt
Organism: Hibiscus syriacus
Lineage: Eukaryota; Viridiplantae; Streptophyta; Magnoliopsida; Malvales; Malvaceae
Product: mitochondrial dicarboxylate/tricarboxylate transporter DTC
Exons: 6
Coding region: 101-994 (297 amino acids)
Molecular function (GO): oxoglutarate:malate antiporter activity
Source: RefSeq, a predicted model, not a curated record